Messenger RNA from Microtus ochrogaster (prairie vole), 911 nucleotides. It is a transcript of the gene Yjefn3, whose product is annotated as YjeF N-terminal domain containing 3. Gene Ontology annotation, cellular component: mitochondrion. Lineage: Eukaryota; Metazoa; Chordata; Mammalia; Rodentia; Cricetidae. The record is from RefSeq and is a predicted model, not a curated record. Gene Ontology annotation, molecular function: NAD(P)HX epimerase activity.
UCCUCAGGGUUAAGUCAUCCCUGUGCUUUGGCCAAUAGCUGCCUCUCAAGCAGGCAUUCAGCCACAGGGCUCCGCCCACGGGGUUUGCUUAAAAGGCAGCGGGGAGCCAACUUGCCUGUGUGACCAUGAAUAGCAGUGCCUGCAGCGGCGACAAAGGCCCAGGAGAGGCGACAGAGGAGAGGUGCUUUCUCAGCAUCUCGGAGGCGGCCGCCCUGGAGCGGGAGCUGCUGGACGAGUACCGCUUUGGGCGGCAGCAGCUGGUGGAACUAUGCGGGUACGGCAGUGCGGUGGCUGUGGCCAAGGCGUUCCCUUUGCCCUCGCUGUCGCGCAAGCAGAGGACGGUACUGGUCGUGUGCGGCCCGGAGCAGAACGGCGCUGUGGGGCUAGCGUGUGCCCGGCACCUGCGGGUGUUCGACUACCAGCCCAGCAUCUUCUGCCCGGCGCGUUCAGCCGACGCUCUGCACUGCGACCUGACCACGCAGUGCGAGAAGAUGGACAUUCCCUUCCUGUCCUUUCUGCCUGCCGAGGUGCGGCUCAUCGACGACGCCUACGGGCUGGUGGUGGACGCAGUGCUAGGCCCCGGAGUGAGGCCGGCGGAGGCGGGCGGGCCCUGCGCGCGCGCGCUGGUCACUCUGAAGCGGCUCUCCAUCCCGCUCGUGAGCCUGGACGUCCCUUCAGGUUGGGACACCGAGGCUGGCGGCGACGCAAAGGAUGAGGUGCAGCCCGACGUGCUAGUGUCCUUCGCUGCGCCCAAGAGCUGCGCGAGUCGCUUCUCCGGGCGCCACCACUUUGUGGUCGGCAGGUUCGUGCCUGACGACGUGCGCCGCAAGUUUGGCUUGCUCCUGCCAAAAUAUACUGGCACCGACUGCGUGGCCGCGCUGUGACCUGCACCAAUAAACAUCUCCACCAUC